AUGAAUAUAUUCAGAUUAGCAGGGGACAUGACCCAUUUGGCUAGUGUCCUUGUUUUGCUCCUUAAGAUCCACACUAUCAAAUCCUGUGCUGGCAUUUCACUAAAGACUCAGGAACUCUAUGCUCUUGUUUUUGCCACUCGCUACUUAGACAUAUUCACUCAUUAUGUCUCGUUUUAUAAUACCGUGAUGAAAUUGAUAUUCCUGGGAAGCUCAUUCUCUAUUGUUUGGUACAUGCGACGCCACAAGUUGGUUCGGAGAUCUUAUGACAAGGACCAUGACACAUUUCGGCAUUUUUUUAUUGUGCUGCCCUGCCUAGUUUUGGCCCUGCUUAUACAUGAGAAGUUUACCUUUACAGAGGUAAUGUGGACAUUCUCCUUGUAUCUGGAAGCGGUUGCCAUAGUUCCUCAACUAGUAUUGUUGCAGAGGACAAGAAAUAUUGACAACCUGACCGGACAAUAUGUCUUUCUCCUAGGGGCAUACAGAGCACUGUACAUAUUAAACUGGGUUUAUCGUUUCUUUACAGAGACACACUAUGUCCAUUGGAUAACUUGGAUAUCAGGAAUUGUUCAGACACUGUUGUAUGCUGAUUUCUUCUAUUAUUAUUUCCAGAGCUGGAAAAACAAUGUGAAGCUUGAGUUACCGGCUUGA
Messenger RNA from Dovyalis caffra, 648 nucleotides. The record is from the annotation of a GenBank genome assembly. NCBI's taxonomy places the organism in Eukaryota, Viridiplantae, Streptophyta, Magnoliopsida, Malpighiales, Salicaceae.